Molecule: messenger RNA, 1090 nt
Organism: Folsomia candida
Lineage: Eukaryota; Metazoa; Arthropoda; Collembola; Entomobryomorpha; Isotomidae
Product: putative nuclease HARBI1
Exons: 2
Coding region: 104-934 (276 amino acids)
Source: RefSeq, a predicted model, not a curated record
AUUCCACGAUUUCCAAUUUAAAGAGAAAUUCCGCUUACGCAGGUCAGAAGUCGAACUUGUCCUGCAACGAAUCGGUGCAUUUCUCCCAGCAUCGGACAAGAAUAUGUCGUUGAAUCCCAGAGAACAAAUACUACUUGCACUUCAUUGGAUGGGAAAUGGCGAACCCUACCACGGACUUGGAGAUAUGCACGGUGUCUCGAAGUCUACCGUUUGUCGUGUGGUCGAUCGAGUGGUGACUGUGACAGUAAAUCAUUUUUUACAGGAUGUAGUAAGAUGGCCGGACGACACGAGUGCUAUUGCGCCAGAAUUUUUGCGCAUUGGGGGAUUUCCGUCUGUUUGUGGAUGCAUUGAUGGGAGCCUAAUCAAAAUCGAUUCGCCUCCCGUUAAUGAGGAACAAUAUGUCGAUCGAAACGGAAACCAUUCUCUAAAUCUAAUGGGUAUAUGUGGACCGGACCAUUCGUUUUAUUUUGUCUCGUGUCGCUGGCCCGGCUCUGUCCACGAUGCUCGUGUUCUAAGACGAUCUAGCGUGACUGAUAGGUUUACAAAUGGAUGGCGUCCUUUCCCUGGGGCUGUGAUACUUGGGGACUCGGCAUACCCACUCAAAAGUUGGCUAAUGCCCCCCAUUGUAGAGGCGAACAAUAUCCCGGAGACAAUUCGGUACAAUAGGGCACACAAAGGGACAAGAAGAUUAGUCGAGUGCGCCUACGGAAUUGUAAAGGAGCGAUUCCCCUGUCUUAAUUAUAUGCGAUUGCGCCCAAUUGUUGCAGCAAAAGUGGUCAUGACGUGUAUCACCUCCCACAACAUUGCAUCACGGGAUGAUUUUUUAGUUGAUCUCGAAAUAAAUGAUGACAACAUGCCUAACGUUGAAAAUUUUCCAGCCGAAAGAAAUGGGAAUGAACGACAACAAGAAUUCCUUCGAUAUUUUAGACGCUAAAUGUUUGAUAAAAAAUUAUAUUAGCAGAAAUAUACUUAUUCAUGUAAGAAAAGGUUUUUACAAAAAUUAUAAGUAGCUUUAAAUAGCCCAAUGUUUGUAUACAACCUAACUUAAAAAGAUACAAUUAUUCAUCAAAUAAAACUUUUGUAUAUUCAG